AGCCACUUGGCGUUGCUCAACAGAUCUAUCCAUGACACUACUAUAGGGUAUGAUAGACUUUAGAAAACUAUCUUCCACUAACUUACCUCCUUAUAAUUAUUUAAUAUUUUCUCUUGUAACAAGACUAUCCUAUCGGGGAGUGAUCAUAUUAGAGAACUUCAAACUUGCACCACCGCAAAGCUACUUCCGUCUUCUUUUCUAAUUUUAUGCAGCGGCAUGACGGUCAUCUUACCAAAUGGUUUAAUUUUGACCUACUAUUUACGCUUUGUGUGGGUAUAGGUGUCUAUACGGUACAACCGUGAUGAUCCUCCGGGAUAGCACAUAGAGACUGCAGCCCAGUAAAUUAUAGAUGGGGGGCCACAACACGAGAUUCCAACUUUCCAGUUUGAUUUUGUGUCAUGCGGUUUCCAUACACUCUUGCAGAGACGAGAGAUGAGCCCUAUGUACUGUACAGUCUAUACGAAUUACCCGACUACUCUAGUGUCUACCAGUACUGGUACCUAAAUACCUAGUGUUAGGAGUUGGGAUGUUAUCCAUGAAACAACUAUCGGAUAUCCCCAUUGGCUCGUUGUUCCUUGGGCGAAUCCGACGUAUCACGUGAUGUACACGGCCUCAAUUUUCCCUCCCGGAGCAUCCUCCGAUCUGGAGACUCCGCGGGAACGUCGCUCAGCCAUUGCUGGUACCGCACCAAUUCAAAAUGCAGAAGAUUAUUCGAAGGACGGCCGUGGCAAGGAAUCAAGCUCAGCGGAAGGUCAUUCGGACCGCUAAAGGCAAUGAACGUCAAGAAGCCAAAGACUUCCUAAGACAACAGUUCGCUGCAAACCGCACGACACUCGAUAACAUUCGCUCCGAGAGACAACGACGACGUGAUGACUGGCUCCGCGGACCUGUCGCACCUCGACACGAUAUAAGUCUGGAGAAAAAAACAUUUGGUGCCCUGGACGCACAGGUAAUGAACCCACCGACUGUCCCCAAGCACCUACGGAGGAAGUAUAUCAAUAUCGCUGUGGGAGAUCGAGUGUGUGUUAUGAAGGGCCACGACAAGGGCAAGAUCAAUGAGGUCAUCCGUGUAUCUCCAGAAUCUGAAACGAUUACAGUGAAAGAUCUCAACGUGGCCGAUGUUCAUCUCCCGAGCUGGCUUGCCUCUCAGAGCGGACAGAAGGGCAAUGUCUCUCCAGUUCCCAUGCCAAUCUCUCUAGAUGACGUCCGACUCGUUGUUGCCCUUGACGAUCCGGCCACUGGACAGACGCGAGACGUCUUGGUUGAACACGUCUACGGAGGGGGGCCGAUCCUUGAACGAGAUCAUGGUUCAGAUACCCCUAGACAUACCAGGUAUAUUACCGGCGAAAACAUUGAAAUUCCAUGGCCUCGCAGUGAGCCUCCCAAAUUUAAGGACGAAGAGUGGGAUACGCUACGCAUGGAAGUUGAGACACCAACUUGGACACCAUCGCUGCAUUAUGCGCCGUUCCCUCCUAGUGUCAUGGAUGAGCUUCGGAAUAAAUUCUCCAAAUACCGUACGCGACACGAUCCGGAGUGGGUUGAGGCGAAGAAGAUGGAAGAUUACAGAAAGGAGUACCUUCAGAGCAGGUCUUUGUUGACACCAAAGGGUGAACUUAUGGCUCUAUUACGGGCCAAAAAAGAGGAACGCCUUAAUGCGAGAAGGGACGCCAACGGCAACAUGCUCAUGGACAACCAGACGGCCGGGUUCAUUGAGAAUUUCUUGAAAGAGAAAGUGGCAAACAAAGCGUAAUCGGCUCAGGUGGAAUUCACCGGUUUUCGAUGGGGAGAAUGUCUAGGGGAAUAAUAUCUUCUCCUCUUUAAUUUGUUUAAAUGGAUG
Aspergillus alliaceus is the source of this 1837-nucleotide messenger RNA. Its product is annotated as mitochondrial 54S ribosomal protein uL24m. Gene Ontology annotation, molecular function: structural constituent of ribosome; RNA binding. The record is from RefSeq and is a predicted model, not a curated record. Gene Ontology annotation, cellular component: ribosome; mitochondrion. NCBI's taxonomy places the organism in Eukaryota, Fungi, Ascomycota, Eurotiomycetes, Eurotiales, Aspergillaceae. Gene Ontology annotation, biological process: translation. The transcript has 2 exons. Bases 698 to 1750 code for a protein of 350 amino acids.